CGCCUGCGGGGAGGGCUGCGAGGGGGGCGGCGGGAGCUGGUGUUGGCGGCAGCGGCCCCGGGGUCCUGGCCUGCAGGGGCCCAGAUGGGGUGUGCCGGGUCCCCGACAACCCCGACCCCGCGCCUUGGCCAAGCGGUGCACUCGGGCCUUGCGCGCGCCCAGGGCGCCGCGUCCUCAUUUCGCCGGGGUGGAGACGGGCAGAGGGCGAAGCCACUUGUCCAAGGUCACGCAGUUGGGUCUCCACCCAACUCCAUGCUUCGAAUCCUGCUCUCUGCCCAGACUUCCCCUGCUCGGCUGACUGGCCUGCUGCUCAUCCCGCCACUACAGCCCUGUUGUUUGGGGCCCAGCAAGUGGGGGGACCGGCCUCUUGGAGGAGGCCCCCCUGCGGGUCCUGUGCAAGGCCUGCAGCGGCUUCUGGAACAGGCACGGAAUCCUGGGGAGCUGCUGCGCUGGCUGAGCCAGAAUCCCACCAAGGUGCGCGCUCACCACUAUCCUGUGGCUCUUCGUCGCCUGGGCCAGCUCUUGGUGUCUCAGCCCAGGCCCCCUCCUGUGGAACAGGCCACGCUGCAGGAGUUGAGCCAGCUCAUCGUCCGAAACUGCCCCUCCUUUGACGUUCACACCAUCCAUGUGUGUCUACACCUUGCUGUUUUACUUGGGUUUCCAUCAGAUGGGCCACUCUUGUGUGCCCUGGAGCAGGAGCGGAGGUCCCGACUCCCUCCAAAGCCACCUUCCCCCCAGCAUCCUGCCUUCCAGGGUGAGCAAAGGUUGGAAGCGGCCCUGAGCUGCCCGCGUUUCCUGCGGUACCCUCGGCAACAUCUGAUCACCAGACUGGCAGAGGCAAGGCCAGAGGAAUUGACUCCCCACGUCAUGGUGCUUCUCGCUCAGCAUCUGGCCCGGCACCGCUUGCGGGAGCCGCCGCUUCUGGAAGCCAUUGCUCACUUUCUGGUGGUCCAGGAAGCCCAGCUCAGCAGCAAGGUGGUACAGAAGUUGGUCCUGCCCUUUGGGAGGUUGAACUACCUGCCUGUAGAGCAGCAGUUUAUGCCCUGCCUUGAGAGGAUCCUGGCUCGGGAGGCAGGGGUGGCGCCCUUGGCCACCGUCAACAUUUUGAUGUCACUGUGCCAGCUUCAGCACUUGCCCCUCAGAGCCCUGCAGUUUGUCUUCUCCCCCAGUUUCAUCAACCACAUCAGUGGCACCCCCCAUUCUCUGAUUGUGCGUCGCUACCUCUCCUUGCUCGACACGGCUGUGGAGCUCGAACUCCCAGGAUACAGAGGCCCCCGCCUUCCAAGAAGGCAGCAAGUGCCCAUCUUCCCACAGCCCCUCAUCACUGAUCGUGCCCGCUGCAAAUACAGCCACAAGGACAUAGUAUCUGAAGGGCUGCGUCAGCUGCUAGGGGAGGAAAAGUACCGGCAGGACCUGACUGUACCUCCAGGCUACUGCACAGACUUUCUGCUGUGCGUCAGCAGCUCCGGUGCUGUGCUUCCUGUGAGGACGCAGGACCCCUUCCUACCUUACCCACCCAGGUCCUGCCCACAGGGCCAGGCUGCCUCUAAUCCCACAACGCCAGACCCUGCCCAAAGGGUGGUGCUGAUUCUACAAGAACGCUGGCAUUUCUGCCGUGGUGGCAGGGUGCUGCUGGGCUCUCGGGCCCUCAGGGAGCGGCACUUGGGCCUGAUGGGCUACCAGCUCCUGCCGCUGCCCUUUGAGGAACUGGAGUCACAGAGGGGCCUGCCCCAACUCAAGAGCUACCUGAGGCAGAAGCUCCAGGCCUUGGGCCUCCGGUGGGGGCCUGAGGGGGGAUGAGGGGUACAUGUGGGGCUCAGAAUGGCUCCCCUAUGGGGGGCAGACAAUUUGCACUUUGGUUCCCUAUGUUUUGUUUUUUCAUUAAAGUCCCUUUCAUUCCUCA
Molecule: messenger RNA, 1903 nt
Organism: Nannospalax galili (Upper Galilee mountains blind mole rat)
Lineage: Eukaryota; Metazoa; Chordata; Mammalia; Rodentia; Spalacidae
Gene: Fastk
Product: Fas activated serine/threonine kinase
Exons: 10
Coding region: 85-1800 (571 amino acids)
Biological process (GO): regulation of mitochondrial mRNA stability; mitochondrial RNA processing
Cellular component (GO): mitochondrial matrix; ribonucleoprotein granule
Molecular function (GO): RNA binding
Source: RefSeq, a predicted model, not a curated record